Molecule: messenger RNA, 612 nt
Organism: Ochlerotatus camptorhynchus
Lineage: Eukaryota; Metazoa; Arthropoda; Insecta; Diptera; Culicidae
Exons: 2
Coding region: 1-612 (203 amino acids)
Source: RefSeq, a predicted model, not a curated record
AUGAAGGUUAAACUGACCAAUUGGUUUACGCUAGUGCUAUUCUUCGGUAUUAUAUCCGAGGUUUAUUUAGUAAGUCCUCCGUAUAGAGCUCCAUGUGGUGGCGAUAAACACGACUGUGACAAACCGACCAAGUGUCCGGGGAGACUGAGCUGUCAACCUGGUGAAAUGUUGGUCGAUAGUCCCCCUUGUUGUGAGCCAACGUGCUGUGAUGACUGCAGUAACGUUAAGUGUCCCCUAAUUUACGUGCAAAAGCCCACGUGUGUCUGCAAACCAGGCUUGGUACGUAAUAAAGGAUUUUGCAUCGAGCCAUGCCAGUGCCCACCGAAAGAAAAAGAAGAAAAGCACCACAUACUGCCACCGGUGACGACUCCAAAGUGCGAUGAUGUGACAUAUCAAGAUCAGUCAGGCGGAUGCAAAAAGUGCAACUCUGUUCCGGUAAAACCACCAUGUGGAUGUCAACAAAAUACACCUAAACCACCCUGCCCUUGCCAGGUAAAGCCCCUGCCAUGCCCAUGCCAAGGAGUAGUCGCUCCAUCUCCGCCGUGUUCGUGCUAUCCUCCUCCACCGGUAGCUCCACCGAGCCCUUGCGGAGGUCGCUGUGGAUCUGUGUAG